Molecule: messenger RNA, 4379 nt
Organism: Sphaerodactylus townsendi
Lineage: Eukaryota; Metazoa; Chordata; Lepidosauria; Squamata; Sphaerodactylidae
Gene: RNF229
Exons: 1
Coding region: 2524-3708 (394 amino acids)
Biological process (GO): proteasome-mediated ubiquitin-dependent protein catabolic process; intrinsic apoptotic signaling pathway in response to endoplasmic reticulum stress; protein autoubiquitination
Cellular component (GO): endoplasmic reticulum membrane
Molecular function (GO): ubiquitin protein ligase activity
Source: RefSeq, a predicted model, not a curated record
GUUGUGAAUUUUCUCUGCAUUUCGUCUCAUUGUGUGACGAGGUAAAGGGAUGUAUACUCCAAUGGUUGCAGAGAAAGUUGACAGAACGUUUUUUUCUCCACUUCUCAUAGUACUACAGUUAAGUUUUCCCACCCUCAUGAAAUUGAUUGGCAGAGUUAGGGCUGACCAACAGAAGUACUUCAUUAUGCAGUGCACAAUUAACUUGUGAAACUCACUGUCACGAUACAAGGUGGUGGGCUGUAGAAGGAGAUAGCACUCAAAGACUCUUGAUUUUUAAAUGGAACUCUUGGGUUCAAAGGCAAUCCGUUUCUGAAAAUCAGUGCAGCAUCUGUGCUGUAAUUGCUGAAAGAAUAUUAAGUUGUGAUUUCAGGACUCUGGCUCAAGACCCACCAUUGAUACAAACUCACUAGCACUUUGGCCACUUUGCUAUCUCUCCUCUCCCAAUCUACAAUAUGAGGAAAAUAAUACUGACCUUCCUUACAAGACUGUUGUAAGGUUUGCCAGGAAGAUAAUGCAUAUGAAGCACUUAAAACAGCGAAAACACUCUAUAAAUGCCAAGUAUUUUCUUGUUGCUGGAUGACAAUCGAAGGUUUUCCCUUUGUGGCUUUGCUUGAGGGUAUUUCCUCAACCGCAGGAAACCAGACGCUGACCUAGGUCUGCUGUGAUCUAGCAAGGCUCUCCUGAUGUUGUUACCCUAAUAUUUUUCCAGCUGGUCAGCUGUUUCAAAGGCACAGGACUCAAAAAGCAGGGUGCCAAUUUGGAAAUAAAGCGCUGAAUAUUCUGUAGUUGAAUAUUCUGUAGUCUUGAGCUAAUUAGUUUUCUGGCGCAAAAGUGGAAGUGUGUUGAGCAGACCCAGUAAUUCAGCCCAAGAUCGAGCACUCCUGCGCGCGCCCUCGUGUGCGCCUGAUCUCUUGCUGCAGCUAGUUCUGAGUCCUUAUCAGUACAUGCUUUUGAUGCCUUCAUUCCUUCAGGGCAAGAUCACCAGGAUGCCAGGCUAAGCCUUUCUUUCCUGAUCACCAAGCCUUGCCUGUUGAGCAAGAGCUCAACAAAGCCCAGGAGCUAAGUCAGGACGGUGACCCCAUUCACACUGUGGCCUGUGUCAGCCAGGCCAAGUGUUGCCACAAGGGCAGGGCAAGGGAAGAGAAGUGACUGGCUGGUUUGGGCUGGCCAUUACUCUGCUAUGAGUCGCUAAGGAAGCAGGAGCUGAAAUAAGAGUAUGAGAACAGCCCAGGCAGAUCUGACCGAAGGUUCCAUGCAGUCCAGCAUCCUGUUUGCACCUGUGGCCAACCAGAUGAUCCUCGUCACUGUAACAAUGUGCACCCCGCCCAUCUCCUGGAAAUAGCACUCAGGGUGGCUUGCAAAGUUGUUAUAAACAAAAACAAAGCAAAAGUGCACACAUUAAAGCCUAAUAUACAAGGUAGCAAUAAAACAGCAGAAACAGGAAAAGCAAUAGAUCUAAGCUAAUAAAAGACUAGAAUCUGUUGAAGAAUCAAAGGUCUUUGGGAAGCUCACCAGUGGGUAUGAAGGCAUUAACUAACCUUUCCUUUGUGGUUUGCUCUCAGGGUAUUCAAGGCCAGCUAUCUUUAUACAAAGCUUCAUGUGCAUUCAAGGUUCUUGGGUAUUGGGUAACCCCCAGCAUCCCUGCCUAAAAGGGUCUCAGGUAGCUGGUGUUGAAAAAUGCUUUCCUCUGCCUGACAUCCUGGAAGGCUACUGCCUAUUAGAGCAGAAAAAUACAGAGCCAGAGGAACUGUAGCUCUGUCUAACUUGGUACAAAGUGGCACCUUUGGUUCCAUGUGAUAGAAAUGGGUUCUUGGAUGCAAAGGUUUCUUCCUCCCUUUCAAAAUGAUUUUGUUUAAAGUUUGGAUUCUGAUGAUGACCCAGAAAGGCUUCGCUCAUUUCCCUGCAAGUGUUGCUUAAUUCUAAAAACACGUAGGACCCUGGACUCUGUGGUUGAAACAAAGCCCUGGAAGGAGGAAGGGAAGAGAGCGGUGCCUGGUGCAAAAAUCUCCGGCCAAAGAUUCGCUUAAUGGCUGAUAAGAUGAAAGGAGGCAAACCUGCGGCCCAGGAAGGUUUUACCUGUCAAACCAGCCCCGCCCUCUGGGCCGUGACCAGCCUUGGAUUGGCAGCUGUUUUGGUCUGGGCCGAGUUCCUGCUUUGAUUCGUGCAGAGUCUUGCAAGUUGAUAAACCAGCCUGGCCACAGUCAGAGCAGUUCACUUGUUGAGCCUGGGAAGAUAGAAAAGGCAUAACUUGGAGAGCCGGCAGCUCAGAGGAAGCGAAGCCUGGAACCUGCACCGCAGGGCCCCGCCAGUGGCAGUGAAAGAGGACUUUUCUUGGACGAGGGAAGAACAAACAUACCAGGCCUGCUGUGUCUUCUGCCAUUUCCUGGGAACCGGAUCCUGGCCCGGCAGCAGGCAGCAGGAUUUCAGAAGCAGGCAACAUGGAAACCGGUUGGGUGCCAUAUGUUUACCAGGUAUUGAGCGGCAGGAGGUUGUGGCUGAAAAACAGCAGGACUGCAGGGCAGCAUGGAUGCCAGCUGUUUUCUUGAUACAGAACCUGGGAGCACAAUGGCUGGGGCCCUCCUGGAGCCAGGAAGAGCCCUAAUGUCAGAGCCAGCUCUUUCAUGUGACCUGGAGAAGGAAGAGGUGUGCUUGAAUGUGUGCCCUCCUGGGAUCCUUAGCCAGACUGUAGCCCCAGAUGUGGAACAGAGCUGUAACACUUCUCUGUAUGCAGAGGCUGCUGAGGACAGACUUGCUGCUGGGGGCCCAACGGUGGAGUUCAGAGCAUCAGUGCAGACCCAGUGCAAAGGAAGUGUCUGUUCAGAAGAUCAGGCCACAUACCUGGGGAGCUCACAGGAGGACCUGAGCCGUAGCCAGAUGGCAUUGGCUGAGCAGGGAGAUCCAGAACAACCUCCUGUUCAUCCAAAAGAGUCUUCCUCUGCCUGCUGUCCUGAAGAACACUGGAUCCCUUCCACAGCCCCACAGGGAGAGAAGGAAGUGAUGCUUGCUCCCCUUGCAGUGGAGGAAGAGAACUAUAGCAUCAAAGUUGAGCAACAGCUUUCUUUGGAGGAAAAUGGCACUGAGUCAGAACACUUGUUGGACACCAGGGGCUGUAUCCUCAGAGGGGAGCCGGGGUUUGUAACACAGUCCUGCUGCAUCCAGGCAGAGGACGACCACGUCGACGAGCAGGAGUGCCCCAUUUGUACGGAACUGUACGACCAAGACAAGCGCAGGCCAGCCUUGCUGAACUGCAGCCACGUGCUCUGUGGCCAGUGCCUGCGCUCCAUCAUGGAAGCAUCCAGUGCUGCAGACAUAGGACGGGUGCGCUGCCCCAUCUGUCGCCAGAAGACGCCCAUGAUGGAGUGGGAGAUCUGCAGACUGCAAGAGGAGAUGCUGUUGAUGAGCUCUGAGCAGAGCCCAGCCGUGGCACCUCCAACUUUCAUUGCCUUUCCAGCCCGGCGUCCGGGGGUCUGGGGAAGCCUGGAGCAUCACUUCCAGGUCCGCUUCCGCACCACCCGCAUGGUCGGCUUCCUGCCCUGUCUCCGCUACCCGACUUCCCUUAUCAACAGGCUAGGCCACCUGGAGCGCCACUGCCGUUGGGGUUACCGCUUAGCAUUGGUGGGACUGCUAAUCUCUGAGAUGCUGAGCCUCUUGCUUGUCUUCCUGCCCAUCGUUUUGCUGCUAUUGCUGUUCCUCAUACUGGACAAAUAAAGUUUGAACUGGACUCUUAGCUGAGAGGGAGACUACAGGAACACAGGUUGGCUGAUCCAUGCAGAUCUUCCAGCCCCGGCGGCUCUACUGUCAUGAACAAAACUGCAGUUCAUUCACUGAUAUUUAUUCCCAUCUUCUUGCUGAACUGAGCCAUGGACCAUUGUACCUAUCAAGAUGGUGUUAGGGAAAGCCCACCUUUUUCUGGCUUCUCUGAAGCGGAGGCUGAGUUGGUGGCCCCGUGGCAGGUUAACGUUUGCUGAAGUGAGAGCGCCCCAAAGUUAGCUCCAAAGUCCAAUUAGCUUCUCCCUUUCUUUGGCCAUUCAACAGGUCAAAAGCUUUUGUCUUAAGGACACACUCGCUGCAGGUCAGCUGUUGAUGCUCAGAACCAUUCUUGCUGCCUGGUGGGAGGAGCAAUUGCAGGAGGGUGACAGUCAGUAGUGCUGCGAAGGAAGUGGAAGGUAGGUUUAGCAGGGCAGAAGUGUCACAGCUAAGACCCAGAGUGUCUGAGUGUUACUAGUUGGCCUGUGUGGAACACUGAGCCAUGGAAAGAGAAUGGAGUUGUGUGUGGUGGUGGGGGGGAUGUCAUACAGGCCCUAGAACAGUGGCUCUCAACCUGUGGGUUGGGACCCCUUUGGGGGUCGAACGACCCUUUCACAGGGGUCGCCUGAGAC